Apiotrichum porosum is the source of this 3846-nucleotide messenger RNA. RefSeq lists its product as uncharacterized. NCBI's taxonomy places the organism in Eukaryota, Fungi, Basidiomycota, Tremellomycetes, Trichosporonales, Trichosporonaceae. The record is from RefSeq and is a predicted model, not a curated record. The transcript has 3 exons. The coding region runs from base 1 to 3846 and encodes 1281 amino acids.
AUGUCCUCCCAGCUGCCCGCGACAGCACAGAGUACCGGCAUCUCCAAGUCGGCGGCCAAGAAGCGGUCCAAGAAGGCUGCAAAGGCGCUGGCUGCCAGCAAAGAGACCUCGGGCUCGGUCCACAGCGGCGAGGAUCCCGGCUCUGUCCAGCCCGUGCCCUCUGCGUCGCUCGACGCCAGUAGUUACUCGUACCCCCCAGGCUCGUAUCCCGACCCGGGUUACGACGGAGCCUACUACGACGAAGCUGAUCUGCCGCCCACAGGCUCCGGCGUGACGGCGGGCGCGCCCAGCGACCAGUUUAGCUUUGGGUCGUACGCGUUCGUCGGUGACCGCGGCACCAUUGUACCCCAGGCAAACGGCAGCCCGUUCGGCGGCCUGUCUCCGUCGAUCAACAUUACACACGAGGACCUCCUCGAAACCGCCAACGAGCUCUGGAAGAGGAUGGGCGAGACAGCAUACGGUGAUGACGACCCUUACUGGUCAUCCUUACCCACCCAUGUCCGCCAGUUCAUUCGCGAAGCCAUCCCGUUCAACGGCCUCAGCAACACCAACAAUGACCCCCAGGCAACGCAAAAGGACCUGUACGCCAUGGCCCAGCGGAUUGUCCAUGCGGCCAGCCAGGGGAUGGGUCUGCAAGGUGUCGGCUCCAACUUGCUUUCGCAGGUGAACGGCCGCGCGCACCUCCAGGCCAGCAUUGCCGAGGACCUAGGGUUCCACCGCCACCCAGACUCGCUCGACCGUGGCGGAGACGACGACUAUGAGGACGAGGACGACUUUGACGAGGAGCCAGACGCUGCGUACUCGCAGCCAAACGGCGACGCGCCAAAGAAGAAGAAGAACAAGAAGAAGAAGAAGGCGGCGGCGGCAGUUGAGCCACCGCCCGCAGCUCUUCCUCCGCCUGCUGUCAAGCAACCGCCUCGACAGCCAGUGCCACCUCAACCUCCUCUCCAGCAACCCGCUCUCAACCCCCCACCCCCUCCCGCAACCCCUGCCCCCACCCAGUCCACCCCUACAUCUCGUGCCGCCGGCAAGCAGCCCAUGACACACGCGCCUGCACCAGCAGCCAACAACCCUCCUACGCGGUCUGUGCGUGCAGCGGGCAAGGCUCCCAUGUCUGCUGCCCAGCACACACACCACAACCACACUCACCCCCCUCCCGCCAAGCCCGCCGGCACCAAGGGCAAGGCAACUGCUGCCGCACCGCCUGCCAAGAUUUGGACGACGGCGUCAGCAGAGGAACGCGAGAACAUUACCCAGUUCUGGUUGGCACUCACCGAGGCGGAACGGCGCGACCUCCUCCAAGUUGAAAAGGACGCCGUUUUGCGUAGGAUGAAGGAGCAGCAGCGACAUUCGUGUGCCUGUGCCGUCUGCGGACGGAAAAAGGUCAACAUCGAAAAGGAGCUGGACCAGCUGUACGAGCAAUAUUACGACGACCUGGAGCGGUACACCCAGCACCAGCGCGCGGCUGUCAGCAACCUCGACUGUCCGCCUCCACUUGGAGCCGGCCCCUUCCCCGGGAGCGUCGAGCUCGACUCGAGCGGCCAACUGCUCAAACUCGACCACCUCGCACCCAAUCCUGCACAGCAUCCAAGUCUCGACGAAAGCGACGACUAUGAGGAAGACGAAGAGUAUGACGAGGAGGAGGAGCUGGAUGACGACGAGGUCGGAUCAGAGGAGGCCGAGGUCGACUACCCCGCGCGCAGCAAGGCUGCCAGCAAGACACUGGCACCCAAGCCCGAAGGCGGCGACGACUUUUACGGAUUUGGCAGCAAUCUUGCAACUAUCAAAGGCAUAAUCACCGUGGCCGACGACAUGCUCAAGAAUGACGGCGCAAAGUUCCUCGAAAUGAUGGAGCAGCUGGCCGUCAAGCGGGACGCCCGAGAGGGCCUCAACGUUCGCGAGCUCCAGGAGGAGACGGACGAGGAUGACGACGACGACGAGAGCGUCUCCGAGUCGCAGCGCAUGGAGGACGGGCGCCGCAUGUUUGCCAUCUUUGCAGCACGCAUGUUUGAGCAGCGUGUCCUCCAGUCGUACCGCGAGCGCGUCGCCAAGGAGCGCGAGGAGCAGCUUCUCCGCGAGCUCGAGAUGGAAGAGGACACCAAGCGUGCUCGGGAGGAGAAGAAGGCCAAGGAGGCACAGCGGAAGAAGGACAAGAAGAAGGCUCAGAAGCAACGUCAAGACGAGGAGCGUGCCGCUCGCGAGGCUGCUCUUGCCGAGGAACAGCGUCAAGCAAAGCUCAAGGCGGAGGAGCAGGAGCGCGAACGACACAAGCGGCAAGAGGAGGAGCGCCAGCGUCGCGAGGCCGCCAAGCGCGCUGCCCAGGAAGAGGCAACGCGUCGCGAGACCGAGCGCCGGAAGCGUCAAGAGGAGGAGCGCGCGCGUGAGGAGGAGGCUGCACGAAAGAAGCGUGAGCGUGAGGAGAAGAUCCGCAAGGAGCGCGAAGCGCGUGAGCGUGAGGCCAAGGACAAGGAGCGCCGCGAGAGGGAGGAGAAGGAGCGAGUUGCCAAGGAGCGUGCCGACAAGGAACGCGCUGCCAAGGAGGCCCGCGACAAGGUCGAAAGGGAGCGUGUCGCCAAGCUCGAAGAGGAGCGUCUGGAGAAGCAGCGUCGCGACGAGGCUGCCCGCCGCGAACGCGAUGCCGAGCAGCAGAAGAAGCUUCUCGCUGCCCAGCACGCCGCCCGCGAAAAGGCAGCCGCUGUCGCCGCCGACAAGGCCGCCGCCGCUGCCCUCGCUGCUGUUCGCCCCCCUCCCCCCGGCUCGGUCGCUCGCUCCACCAAGGCUACUCCUUCCGCUGGCUCGUCGUCUCGCAACGGUCCUACCCCACCCGGCAGUACCCCUUCGCUCAUCUCGUCGCCACCGACUCCCUCGAGCGUUCGCCCAUCCCCCAUUGUCCGUGGUGGUGGCCCGCCCAAGACCCCGCAGCCAUUCUACAACCAGCCUGUUCCGGCCAUGUCUGGCUUCAACGCGCGCCCGACUGCGCCCGGCGGCUUUGUGCAGGGUUACGGCGCUCGUCCGCCAUUCCAAGCCCAGUCGCCCGUGUUCACCGCACCCCAGACCAACGGCCAGGGUAUGAUGAGCUCGUCGCUCUCUGCUUCGCCCAGCGCCCUCUCCCGCGGCGGCUUUGGUGGUGGUCUUGACCCGACAUUCGACUUUGACGCGUCGCGUGGCCCCCCAGGUCUUGGCUUUCCCUCCAAGGUCGGUGGCACGAGCCGCGGCGCAUCGACCGACGACCCGUUCCGUGCACCCGGUGCGCCCCCUGCCGCCAUCGGCCAGCGCGUCCCCUCGCAGCCCGCAUCACUGUACGGUGACCCCGAGGCCGACCCGUUCGUCAUUGGCCGCAUGGACACGAGUGCCGACCCCAUUGCGCCUCCCCCAGGACCCAUUGGAUCGCGGCCGACGUUUGAUCAGUCUCCCGAGCAAGUACUCGGUUCGGCGGCCCUCGGUGCCGCAGACGACGAGAUUGUCCAGCCCGCCGCACGCCGCGUGCCCCCCGGCCCAGCAGCGCCUGGUUGGAAGAUCCCCUCGGCCCCCGGCGCCGGUCGGUGGUCUGCUGCCCCGCCCAACAUCUGGGGCAACUCGACGCCAUGGAGCCGCGGCACGUUUGGCGCCCCCGGCGCCGGCACUGGCGCGCCGCCAGUCGACUUCCGCCCAGACAACACCCUCCCGCCGCUCGGCGGCGUCCCCGUCCCGCCGAUCGGUGCCCCCGGCGGUGUUGGUCGUGGCGUCGGCACCGGCGGAGCUGGCACCAGCGCGCCUGGCUCAGCGUCCUUUGGCGCCCCCGGGUUCAACGCGUACGGCGCGCCGCAGAACCUGUUCGGACCACCGCAGCCGCAUAACCACCACUAG